This is a messenger RNA of Phalaenopsis equestris, 1727 nucleotides long. RefSeq names its product DNA (cytosine-5)-methyltransferase DRM2-like. The transcript is spliced from 5 exons. The coding region runs from base 1 to 1674 and encodes 557 amino acids. Gene Ontology annotation, cellular component: nucleus. Gene Ontology annotation, molecular function: DNA (cytosine-5-)-methyltransferase activity. NCBI's taxonomy places the organism in Eukaryota, Viridiplantae, Streptophyta, Magnoliopsida, Asparagales, Orchidaceae. The record is from RefSeq and is a predicted model, not a curated record.
AUGGGUCAACUUCAAGUGUCUCACAGAGGCAAGGCUGUAAGGUAUGAGAACAAAGCAUAUAGUGAGGAGUUGGAUGAAGAAGUGGGAGAUGGAGAGAAGCACUUACACUUUGAUGUAACGGAGAUGCUCCUCAACACAGUGGUGGGAUUCACUUCCAAUCACACCAUGAAGGUCCUGGACCAGUCGGAUUUGAAGUUGGUAGAUACGAGGAGAUUUGAGAUCAUGAUGGGGAAUUUGCAGGCCAUUGUGGUUGACACUAUAGUGUCUACAGGUGGUAGAGGAUUUCAUUCCCUUGGAUUUGGGAAGCAUUGUUGUGAUUCUGAGAAUGAAGUGACUACAUAUGAUAAGAGAGACGAAGUAUCAUGGGUUUCAUUUCAUGCAGGACCCAAUUCUUCAGUUUUGGAGCUUGCAGAUUCCAUUCAUGCUGCUCAAAUGGCCGAGGAACCUGAUGGAAUAGAAUGGGAUUAUCCAAAGCCUCGUUUUGAGGCUGCAGAAGGAUCCAGCUACUGUUCCAGAAAGAAGAGGAGGUUAAUUGAAGUAAAACCAAAGUUGAGGAAUAGCUGCCUCUCGAAAAGGAGAAGGGAUUAUGUGAGAAAAUCUACCAUGGAUUUUGAUGAUGCUUCGAUGUCCAUUCCAAAGCCAAUGGUGGGUUUUGGCCUCCCUAACGAGAAGUGCAUUGCACGAAGAAACCUCCCAGAUGCAGCCAUUGGCCCCCCAUAUUUCUAUUAUGAGAAUGUCGCUCUCGCACCCAAGGGAGUUUGGGAAACCAUCUCACGAUUUCUCUACGAUAUUGAGCCUGAAUUCGUCGACUCGAAGUACUUCUGUGCCGCCGCCCGGAAGAGGGCUUACAUCCAUAACCUCCCAAUUGAGGACAGGUUUCCUCUCCUCCCCAUUCCUGCAAAAACCAUCCAAGAGGCUUUACCCAUGACAAGGCGAUGGUGGCCUCAAUGGGACAAGAGGGUUCAACUCAAUUGCCUGCAGACUUGCAUUGCCAGUGCUAAGUUGACAGAAAGGAUCAGAAAGGCUUUGGAAAACUAUGGUGAUAAUCCUCCGGCAAGUGUGCAAGAGUACGUGCUUGCGGAAUGUAGGAAGUGGAACCUUGUGUGGGUGGGGCAUCAUAAGGCGGCGCCGCUUGAACCCGAUGAAGUUGAGAUGUUACUUGGUUUCCCAAACAAUCAUACCAGAGGCGGCGGCAUUAGCAGGACUGAUAGGUACAAAUCAUUGGGGAAUUCAUUCCAGGUUAAUACUGUGGCCUACCAUCUUUCUGUCCUGAAGAAGAUGUUUCCUAAUGGGAUCAAUUUGUUGUCUCUCUUCUCCGGCAUUGGUGGAGCUGAAGUAGCUCUCCACAGACUGCAAAUCCCUUUGAAGACGGUUGUAUCCGUUGAGAAGUCAGCCAUCAAUAGAAAUAUAGUGAGAAGUUUUUGGGAGCAGACUAACCAGAAGGGAAAUUUGAUUGACCUGGAUGAUGUGCAGCAGCUUGACGGGGAUAGGCUCGAAAGUUUGAUGAAGCAAUUUGGACCGUUUGAUCUGGUUAUCGGCGGAAGUCCGUGCAAUAACUUGACGGGUAGCAACCGUUACACUCGAGAUGGUUUAGAGGGAGAGCAUUCUUCUCUUUUUUACGACUACUUUCGUAUUCUUGACCUUGUUAAGUCCAUAAUGGCAAAGAAUUUGUGAUACCAUUGAAGUAAAUUUCAUGUUGAUGUUGUCAUUUAUUCUCUUUCCAUUAU